AUGCCUCCAAAAAAGGCGAAGAAACAGAAACCAUUUGAAAAACUUCAAGAUUUUGUCGAAGCAUACAAAAAGAAUUGCGAGCUCUUCGGUGUUGAGCCUCUAGAUCCAGUCAUGGAUAUCUACAACGAUGCAAUUAUUAAAAAAGCAAAGAAGCAGCCAAUCAUGUUGCAAUUUGCCGACGAAGAAGUUAACCCUGAUCGCAUUAGACCAUUAAUUGAAACAUAUCAAACAACAGACGUCAAAAUUAAAAUCUUAUCAUUCCUUAAUACAAAAUCAGGCGAUGGAGGCCUUCAUGCUCUUGCCCAUGCAUUGAAACAACCAUUAGAACUUGUUGGUUUAGCAUACCAUGCCAAUAAUGUUGGUCCAAGUGGUUGUAGAGCGAUUGCAAGAGGAUUUGUUGAAUCUAAAUUCCUAACAAUACUUGAGCUUGACUUUAAUGCUGGAAUUGGCGAUGAAGGUGUUGCUGGUCUUUGCCAUUAUGGCCAUUGUCCUUCAUUGAACAGAUUAUCCCUUAGUUUUUGCAAUAUUGGCGAUAAAGGCGCUGAAACUCUUGCCAAAUGGCUUGCUAAACCAGAAUGCCAGAUCAAAGAACUAAUUCUUAAAGGAAAUCAAAUUGGUCCGCUUGGAGCAACAGCUAUUGGUGCAAAUCUACCAGAUAAUAAUUCAUUAAAUAGACUUGACCUUUCAGAUAACGUAUUCGGAUAUAAUGCAGAAUGUUUGAACGCUUUACAUGAUGGAAUUAAAGGAUGCGCUCCACUUAAUGCCGUUUUACUACUUAAUAACUUCGAAUGUCCUGAAGGACUUGCAGAGAAGUUCUUAACUUUAGUCACUGAAAAGCCUUUAGGUGAAUUCCAAUUAACAGUCAAAAUGGAUGCGAAUACAUUCCAAAAUACGAGAGCCAUUUCACUUACAAAUGCAAAGAAGAUCGCCAAAGAGGCCAAAAGGAAGAAGAAACCAGAAGGAGAAACUGCAAGAACAGAUGGCGCUUCUGCAGCUCCUGCUUCAACAAGCGCUGCACCAACAGGUAGAGCUUCUGAAGCUGCUGAACAAGCUCCAGCUGCUCCAGCACAACCUCCUGCAGAACAAGGAGAAUGA
Molecule: messenger RNA, 1095 nt
Organism: Trichomonas vaginalis G3
Lineage: Eukaryota; Parabasalia; Trichomonadida; Trichomonadidae
Exons: 1
Coding region: 1-1095 (364 amino acids)
Biological process (GO): nucleocytoplasmic transport; activation of GTPase activity
Cellular component (GO): cytosol; nucleus; perinuclear region of cytoplasm
Molecular function (GO): GTPase activator activity; small GTPase binding
Source: RefSeq, a predicted model, not a curated record